AUGGGGGGUCAUCCAUUCAAAUACAAGGAUGACACUGAGAGGGCCCAAGCAGCGCAUGAAUCCCACAGAAAAUACUAUCAAAUGAACAAGAAGGCUAUCUGCGAAAAGAAUAGCAGAUAUCGUGCAAAUUGGAUGACAGGCAAUGCCCAGUGCACUACCACCUCUCUAGAAACUGCAACAAUGAAGCUCUGCCCUACCUCUUGCCCUACCUCUGAGACAAGCCCCUUUCAGAUCAUUAUUGUGCCGGAAUCAAAGCAAACCACCGGAAUACGCAGGCCAGUGCAACAAUUCUGCAAAAAACUUUACGACCAGCUCUUAUGCAGUGUCGAGACAUGGGAAACUGCCAUCUGCAAGCUUCUCGAGGUCCUCACGCAUCUUGAAGAGGUUCAGGUUGGUCUGCAGGCACUGGAAGCAAGUGUGCUCGAAGAGAUGGGCAUGACAAGAUUUUUCAAGGAGUGCAAAAAGAUUAUAGCUGCAAUUGAGGAACUGUGGUGCUAUGGAACAUCAGGGAUGUCCGACCUUGCUGACAGGCGCAGGCAGGGGGACUUACUACUUUCAGAGAUUAGAAUAAGUUGCAUUCUUACACUCUUCCGCCCUUCCCACUCAAUGUCUCAAAAACUCGAAGCACAGUACCUGUCUCCAGCUCAAUGCGCAUUUCUUGCUGAACUAUAUGACAGAUUCGACAAGAUUCCCAUUAGCGACUAUGACAAGUUCUUGGAGUCUGUUUAUGAGGUAUGGUUUGCUCGAUGGCCUGAGCACAAUGUCUACCUUUCCUACUGCGGCAUCUACCCGGGUGGGGAUACCACAACAAUUAGCAGCUUGGGGGAAGCUAUCAUCCAGGCAUGGAUUCCAAAACGCCGAGAGUUGAUUAAGAACUAUUUUUUCAGGAGAAAGGCAGCUCACUUGCGCAAUGACUUUGACACCGCCAGAUGUAUUAGAGUUUACUUGGAUAUGCAUGCCAUGCAUACCAUCCAACAGCUGAAUACACCUGCGGGUUUACUCAACACAAUGGCUCCACCGACAUGGGCUAUGGAUGAGCAAGAUGUCAUCCUGAUGUCAAUGUUAGCUGAAUAUUGCACUUACAUGCCGACAAAAAAUUACAUGGAGUUCUGGCCCAAAAUCAACAAGAAUUUUUUUGCCCAAUGCCCAGUCCAUAAAAUAUACUAUCCCGAUGUUGAUGACAAGGACAAGCUGACCGAGGAGCAAAAGGAGGUGUAUAAGACACCAUUAAAAAAGCGAAAAGAACAAAUUGUGUGCUGGUAUCGGUGGAAGACAAACCCUGCGCGUCUUGCAUGUUCAGGUGGUUCAAGAGGAGUGCUUGCCAUGGAAAAAACACUCGCAGGAGGCACAUCCAUGUGUGCACCAAAGGAAGUUGAGGUUUACUCGCAGAUGUACUAUGCCGACCACAUCAAGCAGUCAGCCGACAACGCAAUUGCGGAGGGGGGAAUUACCUCAUGUGGCUCUAAGCUCCGCAUGCGUCGUGAGACCACGGCAGAGAAAUAUGAGGCGGAGUCGAUUACUGUGAAAGAGAAGUUGAAAAAGAAGUUCAAGAAAGCCCGCAAGGUCGCCCAAGCUAAGGUGAGGGAAGAGGUAGAUGAUGAUACCAAGAUUAAGGCAAUCCAUGACCUUCCGGUGGUGUUAGAUCGUAUCUUCCGACACCUGAGCCACAUGACUGGUGGAUGGAAGUUCUCCAUCCUCAUGGGUGGCCGCAAUCCAGAAGUUGGGGGUAAUAUACGAUUCUUUGAUUAUCACCUUGGUGAAUGCGCCACUGGUGGCCAGUUUGCAGACUUGUAUGUCAUGUACAGUGAGGUUCUUAAGGCAUUUGUGAGUUUUGUGGACAGUACUAUCAAGCACGAGGACUCUCUCCCAGCUACCAACCGCGACCACGACAGAGAGAGAGAGAUCAAAUGUGAUGAUAAUGACUCAGAUGAUGAGGGUUCAGAUAGUGAGGUGGAUGAGGUUCACAGUGGUGAAAGUACCGCUGCAGCAAAAGUACCAGGGGGCAAUAUUGGUCCUGGAAGCUCAAGGGAGUGGGGUGCACUUUAUCAGUUGACUCCAAACGAGUGUAAUGCAUCACCAUCACAAACACAGUUCAACUUACUCGCUCAGGACUUAAGCUCACAUACGCAUGACUUGGACUUUCUCGCUUCCACUGAGCCAUUUGACUAUGAGGCUGCAAUAUCCUCUUUUCUGGAGACAUCUGUUGGGGCCAGCAUGGAUUCAGAGGGUGGCGCUGACUUACAUCUGCCUUUUCUGCCUCCUGUGGGGCGUGAAGUUCCAAUCCCUCCAUUUGUCUGGCCUAUGCCUCCUACUCCCCUUGCUUUUCAGUUAGACCCAGCGCUCCAUGGGCCUCAGCCUCCUGUGUCCAUCGAAGCUCCUGCUCAUACUCUCUCUGCAGCGCCUGCUCAUACUCUCUCUGCAGCGCCUGCUCAUACUCCCUCUGUAACACCUGCUCCCCCUACAUUCCAGCAAGCAUCUGCGACACACAGACCUCCUACUCCCUCUACUUCUGCUCCCCCUACAUUCCAGCCAGCACCUGCGAUGCCCAGGCCUCAUGCUCCCUCUACUUUUGAGCCAGAGCCAUCGAUCCCCGCACCUCUCUCUGCAGUGCCUGCUCUCCCUACAUUCCAGCAAGCAUCUGCGACACCCAGACCUCCUACUCCUUCUACUUCUGCUCCCCCUACAUUCCAGCCAGCACCUGCGAUGCCCAGGCCUCCUACUCCCUCUACUUUUGAGCCAGAGUCAUUGAUCCCCACACCUCAGGCAUCUCAGUCAGCACCUGCGUCUGAGUCUCGUGCUCCCUCUGUGUCUGCUCCCUCUGUGUCUGCUCCCUCUGUGUCUGAGCCAACACCAGCACUUUCUGUAUUGGCACCUGAGCCUCUUCCGGUCUCAGUGUCUCAGCCCAUUGCUCGCCAUAUUGAAGAAGAACAGCCUGGCGCUCGGCAUACUGGUAGGGCACGCCGAUCAGUCCCUUUCAAUCGCUGUGAAUUGAACAAUGUCAUUGGUGAUACUCCUCAGCGGUCUGGUCAAGUAGGCAGAGGCGCAAAUGCUACAUCAACAACACAGGGCUCAAAACGCAGCAGCAAACGCAAUGCUGAGAACACUGGUAACACAUCUAAUAAAAAAAAAUCUAAGGUUGCAUGA
This is a messenger RNA of Suillus paluster, 3144 nucleotides long. RefSeq lists its product as uncharacterized. The record is from RefSeq and is a predicted model, not a curated record. Lineage: Eukaryota; Fungi; Basidiomycota; Agaricomycetes; Boletales; Suillaceae. The transcript has 16 exons. Bases 1 to 3144 code for a protein of 1047 amino acids.